AUGUCUUCUGCAUGUCUGCCUACUCUUGACUCUUUAUCGUCCCCUAGAUCUAACACCCCACAUAACUUUAAACCGAUUCCUGAGGGCAAUGAUUGUGUUGCCUGGUGCACCCGCACAUUAAGCCAACAACCUCGGGACGCAUACCCUUCUCCAACUGCCUCCCAUCAAUCUGGCUUGCAGGAGCCUUCGUCUGUGGAUGCUCUUUGUCUCCCUCCAUUUUGGGGGACAUGUCAUAAUAGUGACCUCACUGUUGCUCUUAUCAGCGCUAAAUGCUCAGAGCGCCGGGCAGAGUAUAAACUUAUCCAAAAGUGCCUGAAACGUAUCAACAUUGAAAAGGAACUUUACAGUCUGGUGGAAGUACAGACACACCAGAGACUGCACAAAGCUGACAUCAAUGUUGGUGUUACCCAUGGUGUGUUGUGUGUCUCCGGCCUGACACCUUCAGGUGAUGAUCCGGAUAGUGAUGUGUCGAGCUUGGGUAGGUCAGACGGAGAGGAAUCCUCUUGA
This is a messenger RNA of Suillus fuscotomentosus, 507 nucleotides long. RefSeq lists its product as uncharacterized. The transcript has 2 exons. Lineage: Eukaryota; Fungi; Basidiomycota; Agaricomycetes; Boletales; Suillaceae. The coding region runs from base 1 to 507 and encodes 168 amino acids. The record is from RefSeq and is a predicted model, not a curated record.